UCAAGUACUACAUUCUCUUCUAGUUAGCUCUAUAACAAUCAGACCUUCUGAUUGAGCAAAUGGGGAUUCGGUUGCUAUCUUUGGUUCCACAUGCCAAACAAAUUUUAAAGAUGCAGUCAAGUUUCACCAAAAACCAGAUGGAUGUUCCAAAAAGCCAUGUGGCAGUUUAUGUGGGAGAGAUCCAAAGGAAACGGUUCGUGGUUCCGAUAUCUUACUUGAACCAUCCAUCGUUCCAGCAACUGCUCAGCCACGCAGAGGAAGAGUUUGGCUUCCAUCAUCCUCAAGGGGGCCUAACAAUUCCUUGCAAAGAAGAUGCCUUUAUUGAUCUCACUUCUAGAUUGCAAGUAUCUUGAAUGAUGAACCGCAAAGCGCGAGCUGCCAUUUUUGACAACCUUCUCUGGUUGUUUCUGACUCAUGUGGUUUUUUUAACUCUUACUAGAUUGUUGUAGAAUGGAAUGCCCUUCUUUCCUGUAAAUGAGUGGCAUAGAAAGGUGCAUUUACCAACAGAAAUGAAUCGAUAGAAUACAAAAAUUCAGUGUCAAUUUCUAUAUGGCCUUUUCUCCAUUGCUUUGUUUCUGAUGCUAACCUUCACCCCAAGGAACAAAGAAAAAUUGUUGCCAGAUUAUUCAUUAUACAACACUAAAGAAACUGAGAAGCAUAUUGAAGCAUAAAACUCCAUGCAUAUUCAAGGAAUCUAGACAAGGUGCCAUGUUGACAAGCGAGUUGAAGUGAGCUUUAGAUGGGAUAAGUUAUAGUGUUCGGUCAUGUAUACUCCGAAGCUUAAGUUAGUACUUAAUCGAACUGAGCUUAGUAGGUUUCUUAGAGACUGUGUACCUUUCAGAAGACUCUGCUUUUUUACAGGGGACCUUUGGAAAGUAUAACUCUGUCA
Messenger RNA from Momordica charantia (bitter melon), 889 nucleotides. Lineage: Eukaryota; Viridiplantae; Streptophyta; Magnoliopsida; Cucurbitales; Cucurbitaceae. The record is from RefSeq and is a predicted model, not a curated record.